CCAUAGCUAAGGUAGGUAGGUACCUACCUGUCCAGAUACCUGCCUAGGUAGGUACCUAGGUAUUAAUUCGUAGGUCGAGCAUACCCCACAUAAAACCGACUCUAAAAACUCACCGCCCUCUGAACUGCCCUUCAAUGAGGACCGCGGCGACGCACGUGACAUGGUUUUCCCACCGUUUACGGCAGAAAAAAAUACGACAGAGGUUGAGAAGAGGGGUGCAGUUGUCGGCGGCGAGACUCUUACGAUAGGUGUGGUUUUGUUACUUUUUGAAAAGCUGCAUUAAAUCGGGUUAAACAUAGUCCCCUGUUGUCUCUCUUUCAGCGUUUUGUCGCAAGGAAAAGUAUCUUCACGGUGCACCUGAGUAGGCGUCCUAGUCCUGUGCUGUCCACUUUGGAAACAUUCAAUUUUGCUGUCCCCAAUAUCAACCCCGCUUCCGGAACACGCCCAGCAAGGACUUCAGAAAUUACAGAGGCAGGCCCCACGUCAAGGAUCAGAAUCACGGUGGAGGGCAAACUCCCAGCUGCACAAAUCGUAUACAACGCAUUGAUCGACCCAUUCUCGCCAUCGACACGAUCGCUGCGAACAUAGUCAACAAAAUGGCGGCUUCAUACCAGCCCCAGCUGGUGUUCGUCGACGGCUCCUUCGCGGAGCUGGCGCAGGACAUGGCAAGCGUGCUCCAGAUCAGCGACGAGAUCCAACCUCUUCUCGACAGCGAGAAGGAGAGUGAAGCGCUGGCCAAGAUUGUCACCGAGUCGAAGAAGCUGAACGCGAUUCCGGAGAAGGAGUUCACAGGCGCCUACAACCUUCUCGUGCAUCUGGUCUUGCAAUCCAAGGAGCCCAAGAAGCACUUACCAACAAUCUGCCAAAACCUCACGAGACCCGUCACAUCGUCGCCCCAGCACGGAGCCCAAUUAGCACUCUUCGAGCUCACGAGCAUCUUCAACCUUCUGAAACCCAACGACCCGGUUCGGUUCAACGUGUUCAUCCAGAUCAUUCGUUUCUACAAGAUUCACAGUAUCCCAAUCUCAGACCACCUGAAGAGUGCUUUGAAGCAGUUGCCGAGAUGGCUUCAGAGCUGGGAUCUGGAUGAGGAGGACCAGCGCAAGAUGUACUUGGAGGUUAUUGAGGUCAUGACUGCGGCUGGAGAGGAAGAAGAGGCAUAUCAACAUAUCCUCAAGGCGCUACGUACCUUCGACUCAGAUGACGCCGAGGAUUACACAUCCGAGGAGGCACAGCAGCUUGCUCUCCGCGCUUUGCGCUCCGCGAUAUCCUCACCCACCAGGCUCUCAUUCGAGGACAUUCGAGCAUUGCCCGCCGUCCACGCUCUCAGCGAGUCCCACCCCGUCCAUUAUCAGCUUCUGCAGAUCUUCGGCGAGCAAGAUCUCGACGACUAUGACGACUUCAGGGAGGAGCACGAGGGUUUCAUCGAGAAGGAGAACCUUGACAAUGAGGUUCUCUACCGAAAGAUGCGACUGCUUACUUUUGCGUCGCUGGCAGCAGCAAGCAUGCAAACACGCGAGAUAUCGUACAGCUCCAUCACCAAAGCGCUCCAGAUCCCUUCGGAGGAUGUUGAGAUGUGGGCAAUCGAUGUUAUACGCGCUGGCUUGGUCGAGGGCAAGCUUUCCCAGAAGAAGAAGGUCUUCCUGAUCCACUCGGUCAGAUACCGUGUGUUCGGCGAGAAGCAGUGGCGCCAGCUUGCAAGUUCGCUGGAGAAGACCAAGAAGACGGUCAGCACUCUGCUUCAGACGCUGCGCAGGGAGGAGGCGAAUGCGCAGCAGGAGGCUGAGCGCAAGUUGGUCGAGGCGAGCACUCAGCACAACAACGAACGUGGCAACCAAAGGCGAGGCGGCAACCGUGGCCAACAACACCGUGAGCGUAACGACAAUGAUGAUUGAGAACAGAAAAUGAAGACCGAAGACGGAGGGAAAAGUCUACCUGGUUUUUGUUUUUUGCCUUUGUUUUUAACGCAGCUGGGUUCAAAAGGUCCUGGGUAGCUUUAGGUGUUGGGGUUUCGAGCCAGCAUUAGUUGUGACGCCAACCAAAGAGAUGUCUUCUUUCUCUUUUGUGGCCUGGGAUAGACGGUUUUUGCGAGUCCGAAGUUGGUCCAUCACGCCUAGUUAUUCUCAUACGGCGCCGCAUUGGGGCUCGUCAAAUUUGAUACGCGGAAUGGCAUGGGUGACUUUAAGGCAGGGAAUAAACAAGAAAAUUCUAUCUGCUCGUCCAUGAGCUGUGUUGUUGUUAUGUAUGUAAGUGUUUGCGGAAGUGGGUGUAGUCAACUAGACUUGAGAUCUUGAACACCGAGAGUUGGUCUCUUCAUGGCUCAACCCCAAGCAUAAUCUCUACGGGACAAAGUGAAGCGCCAUGCAGUGUACAGAGGUAAAGAGGCAAAGGAAUAAACAAGUAAAAAAUACAGAGGGGAAGAUUUUUUUUCCUCAUCUCAACUUAGAAGCUGGAGCCCAGGCGGCUUUCAAUGCGCUUCUGGGUCUCCUUGCUGACCUGGUCAGGGGGCGGUGUGGCAUCAAUCUUGACGACACGGUUCUCCUUCUCGUAGUGGUCAACCACGGGCAUGCUGGUCUCGAUAAAAGUGCGGAAGCGCUUCCGGAUGCUCUCGGCAUUGUCGUCGGCCCGACCGCUGGUCUUGCCGCGCUCGAGGAGGCGGCGCUCCAUCUCUGCCUCGGGGCAGUCGUAGAAGAGGACAAACUUGGCCGGGCAGACAGUCUCCUCGAACUUGAGGGCUUGGUCCAUCUUGCGGGGGAAGCCGUCGAUCAAAAACUUGGCCUUGGAGGACCCGUCCUUGCUCUUCUUCUUGUUCUCCUCGACGACCUCGGUCAUGGCGUUCUCGAGCAGCUGCACCGUCACCUCCAUGGGCACGAUGGCGCCGUUGCGGAUGCAGUCCUUGAUGAGCUCUCCGAACUGCGACCCGGGCCGCUCCUGCUCCGCGCGCAGCAGGUCACCGGCGGAGAGGUGGGUGAAGCCGUAGCGCUCGACGAGUUGGGCGCACUGGGUGCCCUUGCCAGCGCCGGGUCCACCGAGGACAAAAACGACGGUGACGUCGUCCGCGGAGAAGGUAGGUGUAGGUUUCGCCGGGGCAGGGAGGCGGCCGCCGAGGCCGACUUGUUGUUGAGGUGGAACGCCGGGCAUAUCUGUUGGUAUAGGCAAAGCGAAGGGGGAAAGUGGUUUGCUCCAGUCAGUUGGGUUGCGUCUAUUUUCGGAUAACUUUGUAAAGGUUCACAGCUAGCAGACAGGUGGUGAUGGUCGAGACAAGAUGAGACAAGACAGGAUCAGAUGCGCGCAAUGGCUUCAGUACUCAUGUACCGAUGGAAUAUGUGGUUGCAG
This is a messenger RNA of Pyricularia grisea, 3336 nucleotides long. RefSeq lists its product as uncharacterized. The record is from RefSeq and is a predicted model, not a curated record. The transcript is spliced from 3 exons. Gene Ontology annotation, cellular component: cytoplasm; eukaryotic translation initiation factor 3 complex. Gene Ontology annotation, molecular function: translation initiation factor activity. NCBI's taxonomy places the organism in Eukaryota, Fungi, Ascomycota, Sordariomycetes, Magnaporthales, Pyriculariaceae. Bases 597 to 1895 code for a protein of 432 amino acids. Gene Ontology annotation, biological process: cytoplasmic translational initiation.